AUGGUGCUCACACAUAUCAAAAUAAUAAAGAGACCUGAUGAUGACCAUUUGUAUUUUAACCGAAAGGGAUAUUUUAGUAUAAAUGCGAUGAUAAUUUGUGACAACGAUAUGCAAAUACGGGCCGUAGAUGCACGGUAUCCCGGUUCAAGUCACGAUGCUUUCAUCUGGGGUAUGAGUCACGCUAAGCAAUAUUUCCGUACGCAAUAUGAGAGUGGACAGCGCUCAUUGAGGUUGCUGGGCGAUUGUGGCUACGGAAUUGAACCGUUUUUAUUAACACCAUAUAGAGAUCCACAGUUUAACUCCAAGAAGUAAAUUCAAUAUAGAACAUACGGCUGCUCGGAAUAUUGUGAAACGAAGAGUUUUAAAAAUCCGUUUCCGCUGUUUAAUUUUCGCAUUAUCGCCCUGAAAAAGUUGUUAAAAUUGUUAACGUCAUUACACAACAUCUACAAACGUUACAACAUUGAACACAAUCAAGAAGUUCUAUUUCUUGCAAAUGAAAGUAAUGAGGACAAUUUUUUUCCAUCUGAUAAUGGUUUAAUGCAAAUCGAAGGCCGGAGAAUAAGAGACGAAAUAGCAUAUACUUUGUAAUUCAAUGUAUUUUUUUUUUUUAAUUAUAACAGUCUUCAUGACUAAACUAAAAUCAGUCUUAAUUUUUAAAUUCAGGU
Messenger RNA from Bactrocera oleae (olive fruit fly), 665 nucleotides. The record is from RefSeq and is a predicted model, not a curated record. Lineage: Eukaryota; Metazoa; Arthropoda; Insecta; Diptera; Tephritidae.